GGAUUCCCGUGAAAGAUGCGUUUGGUUGCAAAGCUGCUACAUAAUGACGUAUUAAAUCUAUCGCUGAUUGAAGAUAAGAGACUCUCCAGCGUGGCGCAUCUUCAGAACAUUGUUACUCCAUCUCUUCAUUGGUGCAAUGCUGUGAAAUUCCGGUGAUAAGAUGUGGAAAAAAUAACAAACUCAUUUGUAGAUUCCCAAGAUAGAGUAGUAUAAAAGCGGUACCGUCUGGGCAUUUUCUCCACAAUUUGUUGUCAUUUCAACUCUUGGAUCGUCGCAGGCUCGAGAUGAAGGCUGUUGCGCUGUUCCUCGUGCUGGCCCUGUGCGUCGCGUGCCGGCCGUGCUGUGCGGAAGAGUUCACUCCUUGCCCCGAUGAAGUGUCGGCCAAGUGCCCUGCCGUCGACGGGGACUUCCCGACCUUCUUCGCGCAUCCCGACGACUGCUCCAAGGGCUGCGAGUGCUCCAAGGGCAAGGCGUGGGUGAUCCAGUGCCAGGAGGGCCUCCUAUGGGACGAUACAGUCAGCGUCUGCAACUGGGCGUCUCAGGUCGACUGUGGUUCCCGCCCCCUGUUACCUUAAGGAGGUCAAAAGUCCUUGAUUCUAUUCCUUUUCCUCCACGUGUUUUCCGGCGAAAUACAUAUUUAUUUACAUUCAA
This is a messenger RNA of Penaeus vannamei (Pacific white shrimp), 651 nucleotides long. RefSeq names its product peritrophin-1. Gene Ontology annotation, molecular function: chitin binding. NCBI's taxonomy places the organism in Eukaryota, Metazoa, Arthropoda, Malacostraca, Decapoda, Penaeidae. Gene Ontology annotation, cellular component: extracellular region. The record is from RefSeq and is a predicted model, not a curated record.